This is a messenger RNA of Notodromas monacha, 2538 nucleotides long. The record is from the annotation of a GenBank genome assembly. Lineage: Eukaryota; Metazoa; Arthropoda; Ostracoda; Podocopida; Cyprididae.
AUGCAGCCAUGUUCUUCAAGAUCAGAUUUGUGCCAGGGAUCUCAAAACAAGUGGCUUUGCAUGUGUAACAAAGAGGGAUCCCUGAGAUUUGUGGACACUGAAAAAUGCUCAGCCAGGUGCAAAGUUGGGAAUGCAUUUUUGAGCAGAGUUGCCAACCUUUCCUGGUCUGAUGAUGACAACAGCCUGCCUUGUGGGAGCCAUGUGGACUCAACAUUGCUCUCAGUUUACCAGGUGUCACAUGCUGAUGCUGUGAUGACAGGAGGAGUAGCAAUAGAUCCACCAAUCACUCAAGGAGUCAGUUGGUACCUGCCUGAGAGGUUCACAGACCUGCCACCAGAUGGAGUGUGCACAGGCAGUCGCAUCCCAGUGGAUGAACCUGAUGUGGACAAAAGGGACAUUGUUGGCUGUUCUUGGCCAAAUGACUAUAUUACUGGAACUGAUGUGGACCAGGCCUAUUUGGACUCUUUGUUUGGUUUCACUCUGUCCACUGAGUGGAGCAACAUGAGAGGAGCUGCUCAUCCACUGGCUUUCAAAGAUUUCUCAGCAUCAGGCAAACUCAAGUUGGAGACCAUCAGUGCAAAUUCUGUGCCAACUUCAUCAGGGAAUCAUCCUGAGGAAUUUGUGUGGGAAUGGGUUGCUCAGGAAAAGCCAGAGACCUCUUCAACAUUAUCCACAGCAUCAACCAGCAGUUCAAAUGUCCAAUGUGACCAAGGGACAUGCUUGGUGCCAAUGGACUCAGUGUUCCAUUGUCAGAACCCUGAUGGACCACUGUGUUUCAUCAGUGACCAACCCCUGGAAACUGAAUGCCCUGAGGGCACUUGGGGACAUCAUGAACUCAUCCUUUGCCUGAAUGGAAGCACUGUUUGGAAGAAAAGAUGCUUUCAGAAUGACCUGAAUGACUUGGAACAACUCCUCAUGGAUUCUGGUGAUCCUUCAGAUAAACUGGACACUUUAACAGAGAUCAUAGAGUCCAGAGAAGGACAGCAUGUGUCCCAAGAGAGCCUGGAGGAUAUUGUUUCCAUUUUGGAUCCAGUGGUCCAGGAAUUCCAGACACUUCUUGAGAACAUCACUGAUUCUGCUGAGGCUUUUGUCAUGUCCAACACAUUUGCAGGGCACUUUCUAUCUACAAUGGAUGAGAUCUUGGCUCUGGAAGACUCUUGGAAUUCAUACAAUUUCUCAGAGGUUGCCUCAACAUCAGCAUCACAGUCCCUGAUUGAAACCUUGGGAAAAGUGGGGAAGAUUUUAUCAAAGCAGGAUUUGCCAGAAGGUAGACAUCUUGUCAAAUCCAAGUCUGUGCUGCUGGGAGUCACAAAGCAGAGUUUGUACCAGCUACAACAGGAGGAAGUCAGCAGGCAGCCAUUUUACUUUCCAGACAAAUCAAGCAGGACCAGGCUGAAGAUCCCUGCUGGCUACCAAGACCUGUUUCCAGCCAACUUGAACAAGCUGACAACACUGCAAUCAGUUGGAUAUGGUAAAAAUGUUGGACUAGAAGUGAUGGGCUAUGUCAUCAGUGCACUGUCCAUCAUUUGCCUUUUCAUCAACUUCUUGGUUUUCCAAUUCAUAGAUGCAGCCAAAACACCAACAGCUCUCAUGACCAAGCACCUGAGCAUCACUCUGCUCAUUGGACACCUCAUCAUGGCAGUAGGAUUUGACAAAACAUUCUUCUUCAUUGGGAAUGAUGCAUGUUCUGGGGUUGCCAUUGUCCUGCACUACUUUUUCCAAUCAGCCUUUUGUUGGAUGCUCAUGGAGGGCUACAUUUUGUACAUCAGUCUAGUGAAGAUUUGGCAGGCAGAAAAGGACCUGUCUCCAUGGAUUUAUUUGGGGUUUGGAUACGGAUUCCCCUUGAUUUCUGUUGGGGUCACUAUUGGGAUCUCUGAGGCCCUGGAUGAACAUGCCUAUGGCAGGGGAGAAUAUUGUUGGAUCAGGGCACCACACUACAUCUGGGCCUUUGCUGGACCUGUUUUGGCAGUUCUGCUGGCCAAUUUGGUCUUCAUGACUCUAGGACUACUAUCUGCAAGAGAAGGACUCAGCAGGACAGCAACUGCCAAAAGACAAACAUUGUUGUCUCUGAAGGGCUGCAUGUCCUUGACCAGCAUCCUUGGACUGAGUUGGCUUUUGGGAUAUUUCUACUUUGUCCACAGCCCCCUUUUUGCUUAUGUGUUUACACUGCUGAAUGCUUCACAGAGUGUUUCUUGGAGUGCUUGGCAAGUCCUAGAACAGGCCAUGUUCAGAAAGGAACAACAACACAGGAAACCACAGGAAAAAUUUGACCCCAAAGAUAAUUCACAGCAAAGAGACUCUGGCUCCACUGGGUGUACUUACAUGGAACAUGAUGGGUCCAAACAGUCCAUGUCUAACAGAGGCUCCAAUGGCAGCAUGAAUCAAGAGAUUCCUUCAGCGCCUCCAGCAAAGGACAUCACUGGCCACAGGAGGAUGUCUAUGACAAGAUUUUAUGAAUUCUCCAAACCCAUCGGUGAUUACAACCCUGUUUACACGAUACCUGAUGAACUCAGAUAUGUUUACAGAGAAGACGACUGA